Epithele typhae is the source of this 2739-nucleotide messenger RNA. RefSeq lists its product as uncharacterized. Bases 1 to 2739 code for a protein of 912 amino acids. Lineage: Eukaryota; Fungi; Basidiomycota; Agaricomycetes; Polyporales; Epitheliaceae. The transcript is spliced from 9 exons. The record is from RefSeq and is a predicted model, not a curated record.
AUGGAACUGCCUCCUGGGGCUGUACCGGAACUCAAUCUACCACCUAUUGCUGACGACUUGGAUUCGCUCGAGCCACCCGAAGACGCUGCCAAUCUACCGAUUGACGAGUAUCCUGAAGAUCCGGACGAGGAAGAUGAGGACGACACAGUAGUCGGCGAAGAGGCCGGCAUUGGAUCGAAUACCGGUCAAACUAACCACGAUGCCGCCGGCAGUCCGUCCAGCACCGCUUCACCGGACGUACCCGUGUACCGAGGGGAGCGCAUUCUCACGGUGGUACACACCACCGGCAUUCAACGCCUGGCGUUCACUUUCUGCAAGUGCGCAAAUGCAGAUUCCGAGGCUGAGCAGCUGUUGCUUCGUGGAUUCUAUCCGGCGUCCGUGAAGCGUCCAGUCACCGUGUUCACGCUAGCCUGCCUCGACGACUUCCUCCUCACCAAUCAGCAAUGCAAAACGUCUCCAUGGAACUAUCAUAUGAAGCUCUGUCGCACUACCGAUGGGGCGUUUUGGGGCUCCGUCCAGCUGGGCUACAAGGCUCUCCUCCGCACGUCCAGGCAAUACCGAGUGCUGAAGUGGAAACUUCAUGCAGGCAUCGGUCAUGAGGAAUCGAAUACCGAGAGGAAGCCCGGUGGAUUAGCGAUUGCCUGCUCAGCCUGUCCCCGGCCAGGAAUCAACACACCCCCUGGCUGGGCCGAGAGUGCCGAAAGCCGCGAAUAUCCUGCUUCGACAGCACACGACGGUAGCUUCAACCUAGAGCACAUGGUGAUGAGAAACCCGGCAGACAAUGUAUCUUUCGUCGACGGUGACCUGUACUUUGUCGCUCAAGAACGGUUUGACGCACAUCUGAAGGACGCACUUACAAGGGCAAAGGAUGAGCGGGUUGCCGCAACGUGCAACGAGCACCGAGCCACCAAAGAGUCCCUUGGGGGCAAGGCCCAUCUAGAUGCAACGGGAAUUGGUGCCUCUGCCUGCUCGAGGCAUGGCUUCUUCAUUCCACACACAGUCGUGGACUUUCAGCGCGGUGAAGCCCAACGGAACAUGGAUUACUCGGUAAACUGGGCAUGGAAGUGGUUCGCCGGCUACACGACUUUUGUCCUCAUCUACGACAUCGCCUGUCAGUACCACAUCAACGCGCGCAAACGAUUCGAAGCAUCUCCGUUCCUGCAGUGGCCCAUUGCCGCUACCUUCUUUUGGGCCAUCGGCCAGUUCCACGUUCACGGCCAUCAAAAUCGGUGUUACGCUCGGCAUUCGCUGAGCUUCGUUCCCAACGUCGGCCAUCAAGAUGGUGAAGUUGUCGAAACCCUCUGGAAGCCAUUGAAUUUUAUUAAGGACAGUAUUCGUGGGAUGGCUACGUCGCAUCGCAAAGAGGUUAUCGACGCUCACAUGCAAGAUUCGAAUUGGAUGAAGCUCUGUCGUCUACCGAAGUCAUUGGUUGACAAGUGGGAGGAAUCAGUGGAAGAGUACACUGCAGCAAAGGAGGCCUUUCAAGAAAUUGACCGUGUUGCUAAUGAGGAAGAGCGCGCCGAAUGGAAACAGGAGAUUCUCGAUGCGCGAGAGGCACGCAAAACCGAUGCCUCCGCCAUGGACAUUUUUACACCGAAAAAGAUCAAACCGGCGAACAAGACGCAAGUCAGGACGGCUCUCUUGAACGGCGACACCACGCACACGGUAUCACUCGAGAAUCCGAUUUCAGCGGACUUACUUGCAUGGCUCUCAUUGGGAAUCAGUAUAGACCGCCAGAGGGUGGUCAUUGCGCGACUCGUUCGGGACUUGCGGCAGAGCUCUACCGACAAGGCGAAACUGACGAUUUCGGAGAAGAGGCAACGGUUGUCAUCGGACAUUCGAUCGUUCAAUACCGACGCGACAAAGUAUCUCAGUAACGCUCCUCCCCGGCUGGUCGUUGGCCCCGGGGAUCUCGGCGAGGAAUGGGAUUCCCUCGAAGACUACGGGACUGACGCAACAGCGAACACGCCGCAGGCAACUGACUCCGGCAGUCCAGAGCAACUUCCCAUUCUCAUGCCGUCCUCACUCGGUAUUCGGUAUUGCAAGGAUCACGGUCUGAUAGACGUCGUCCUUGCGGAGCGAGAACUUCGGAAGGGAGAGAUGAACGAAUGUCUUUCCGGUGUUCGUGACGGGAUUGACACCAAGUCCUACCUCUACUACGCUCGGGUUCGCAACGCCACUUCCGUCCGCAAAUCUCUCCGCUCCUUUAGCGAGAUCCGCACGGUCGACCACUCAGUAGCGAAGUAUGUCCGGCUCUACAUGCUUUCUCGCACUGCCCUCGCUGCCCUGUACGACCCGAACGACCCUGAAGAUGUCAAGAAAAAAUCGGAUGAUCUGGUCAUUUACAAGCCCAUCACGAAGUCCGAUCUCACUGUCAACACCACGAUCCUGGAAGCAACCACCAGGGGUGCUCGGAACAAGCACCCUUCAUGGAUCUGGACGUUUACCGGAACAUCGGAAGAGGGCUCCACCUUCCCACGAACAAUGUGGCAGCGUGGCUACGAGCGAAAGGACCGUUGGUGGGAGAACCUGAAUGCGCUUGACCUGGAGAUGCUUUGCGUGGUGCUGGAUUUUGCGCGGCUCAAGGAGAACUGGUUCCGCCGGGCCGUGUUCAUGGCGGAGUCACCCUGCCAUAAGUGUUACGCUAACGGACAAGCUCGCAUGUGGGAGAGAAAGGAGAAGCAGAGCGCAGAGAUGUUCCGCACCGUCCGUCUCGCGCAUCCUAAACCUCUUCAGUAG